AUGGCAGGCCCCAGAGGUGGGUGGAGUCAAGGUACGGUCACCCAACUGCCUUGUAGGAAGACCCACCUUGCGGUGCUCAGCUUUGGAUCGUCGCGAGACGGUCACGUAGGAGCUGCAAAUGAUUUGACAGUCAAGGAAAAUCAGAAGAUCUUCCCCCAAAAGCUGGACGGCGGGGUAGCUAUGCAAGUCUGUGUGACAGUGCUUCAAGAGCAGGAAUGUCUCAUGAAAACCGGGACUGUUGGAGGUAGACAGCCUGUAAAUGAGAACCAGAAGGGGGAAGCAGCAUCCCUUAACAGCGGUCAGGCAAUCCUCAUAAUUUCAGGAGCUGCCGACAAAGCGGUGGUUAGCGUUACGCCAAACUGGACUAAGAUACUCCAAGGAGAUGCGGUCACUUUAACGUGUAUCUUGCCUUCGGCGGCACAAGAAUAUUUUUGGUUUAAAGAUGAUCAGCAGAUACAUCAGAACUCAAAGACAUUGAGUACCCAAUCUGCGAGUAGUGAAAAGAGCGGUGAAUAUAGGUGCCAGGGAAGACAUACUGAGAGAAGUGACCCUGUUAGACUGGAUAUUGUUAAUAGUGCAGUCAUCCUACAAAUCCCCCCAUCCAUUUAUGAAGGGGACACAGUGUCUCUCAGAUGUCACAGUGCCCCCGGAUAUUCUGCGCGAUCGCCAACCUUGUACAAAGACGACGAUACUGUCGUACAAUACACAAACUCGCUUUACCUUGUAAAAGAUAUUAGGAUGAGUGCUGCCGGAAGAUACUCGUGUACUAAAGAAAUAUACGCAUAUGGUAGAUAUCAAACAUACCGGUCAUCUGAAGAAACUCUUUCCAUCAAAGAAUUGUUCUCGAUUCCCCAAAUAAAUGCGAGGCCACAAGGGACAUCAGAAGGCACCAAUGUCACACUAACAUGUAACACAACUCUCAGCCCACCCAGACGGGGUACACAAUUACAGUUUGCUUUCUACAAAGAUGGUGAGAGGGUCCAGGACUUUGAUAUCUCCAACACGUAUCAGCUUUGGUCAGCUCGCCCGGAGGACUCCGGAAGUUACACCUGCAAAGUCAAAACGGCAACGAAUAUCUGCAAAACUAGCAACUCGAUACAUGUCACAAUCCAAGAACUCUUCACCUUCCCCAAGGUUAGGGCAAACGCAGAGCUAGCGAUCGAAGGUGCGGAGAUGACCCUGACAUGCGACGCUACUGGCCCCCGGGCCACGGAACUGCAAUAUGCUUUCUACAGAGAUGAACACAUUGUCAAAGGGUUUGGUCCAUCCAAUGAAUACCAGGUCCAUGUGGCUAAGUCAAAUGACUCGGGACUUUAUGCCUGCGUGGUCAAAACCUCACGUUCCAACAUAAUAAAGAGAAGCAUCGCUGUUACAAUUCAAGUACAAGAGUUGUUCUCUGAUCCAGAAAUAGAAGUGAGCCCACCGACGAUAUCAGAAGGCGUCAACAUGACGUUAACGUGUAACGCAACCCGGCGGUCCGUACGGGAUACCGAAAUACAAUUUGCUUUCUACAAAAACGGGGAGAUUGUGCAGGAUUUUGGCUUAUCUAACAAAUAUCACGUUUCGUCGGCUAAGCCAGAAGAAGGUGGAAAUUACGUCUGUGAAGCUAGAGCCUUAAGCUUCAGCGUAAAGAGAAUAAGUAAUGUCUUGAGUAUCCAGGUACAAGCCAAAUACACAGGUCCCGAUUACCUGUUGCCGGGUCUCAUAGCGACCCUUUCGGCUUUUCUUCUCGUUGCCGUCAUCUUGAUGAUCGUGUUCCGGCGCAGAGUAACUCGUUCAUUCAAAAAACAACAAGAAGUCCGAGAAAAAAAAGAUUUGGGGUUUCCUGAGGCUCGGGUUCGGCCUGAGAACGAGAAGGCACCGAAGCCUGGAUCCACACACACCGGGGACAGGACAGAACCAGCCCAAGAAGAAGAACUCUGCUAUGCCGACAUCAAAAUCAAUUCCACAAACAAAGAACAAUUAGUAUUCUCUGUCAUUUCUUCCUAUCAAAAUCUGUCAAGUAUUUUUGGAGAUUCUUCGUACGAACCUAUGGACGGUGAAUCCACAACGAUUCAGAAAUGA
Messenger RNA from Spea bombifrons (plains spadefoot toad), 2064 nucleotides. RefSeq names its product Fc receptor-like protein 5. The coding region runs from base 1 to 2064 and encodes 687 amino acids. Gene Ontology annotation, molecular function: transmembrane signaling receptor activity. The transcript has 12 exons. The record is from RefSeq and is a predicted model, not a curated record. Lineage: Eukaryota; Metazoa; Chordata; Amphibia; Anura; Pelobatidae. Gene Ontology annotation, biological process: cell surface receptor signaling pathway.